AUGGAGUCGCUGCAGCCACCUACCACCACCACCACCACCAACACCACUGACCGAACUAUCUCAUGGUACGAGGUACCAAAAUGGCGGCAAGGCAACAAAUACAUUCUCAGCGGCUACCGGAGGGAACUUCCCAACCACCGCGCAUUGCUCGACGGCCUCAAGUACCUGCACAACGAGACGUGCAACGUGUACACGCACAUCCUCGGCGCGCUGGGCCUGCCCGUCAUCGCCGUCAUCGUCCUCUCCGCCCUGCACUCGCAGCCGCGCUUCUCCGGCGUCUCGGGUGGUGACUAUGCCAUCUUCCUCAUCUUCUUCUGCUCCGCUGAGAUUUUCCUGCUCCUGAGCAUCAUGUUCCACCUGUUCAGCGCGCACUCGGAGGCCGUUCAGCGCUUCUGGUACCGGAUGGACCUGCUGGGCAUGGUCGUCGCCACAGAGGGCACCCUCAUCUCGGCCAUUUACUACGUCUUUUUCUGCUCGCCUCUCUUGCAAAAGCUUCACUGGUUGAUUGUUAGUCAUUCUGAAGCGCCCGACGAGCGCUAUCACCACCGUGCUGAUGUUUAUACCAGCUAUUCAAGCGCCGCGCUGGAAACUCGUAAGAAGGGGCGCCUACGUCUUACUUAG
This is a messenger RNA of Cordyceps fumosorosea ARSEF 2679, 621 nucleotides long. RefSeq names its product mPR-like GPCR protein. The transcript is spliced from 2 exons. The record is from RefSeq and is a predicted model, not a curated record. NCBI's taxonomy places the organism in Eukaryota, Fungi, Ascomycota, Sordariomycetes, Hypocreales, Cordycipitaceae. Bases 1 to 621 code for a protein of 206 amino acids. Gene Ontology annotation, molecular function: signaling receptor activity. Gene Ontology annotation, cellular component: membrane.